ACGAAGAGGGCGUGGUCUGGGACGGUGGAUGAUGUUGCGGCGGCGGUGGCGGCGACGGCAGUUAGUGGGGAUUCUAGUGCUGGUACUGGUGUUGAUUCAAGCCAUAGAUAUCACAUACAGCUACUGGGACGGCUCCGGACACCGCAAGCAGGCGCGGUGCCGGAAGGGCGACACCAUUGCACAGUUUCUUGAUAAAUGCAAGGCGCAGGUCUCCGAGCUGCGGUCUGCAACUGUCGACGGCCUGGUGUAUGUCAAGGAGGACCUGAUUAUCCCGCAUCAUUACUCGUUUUAUGACUUUAUCGUUAAUAAGGCGAGGGGCAAAUCUGGCCCGUUGUUCAGUUUUGAUGUCCACGAUGAUGUGCGGUUGACGCAUGAUGCGACAGUUGAGAAAGACGAUUCGCAUGCAGGAAAGGUGUGCGAGAGGGCGUGGUACGAGAGGAACAAGCAUAUUUUCCCGGCAAACCGCUGGGAAACAUUCGAUCCCGAGAAGAACUAUGGAUCAUACACGAUCCGCGACACCAAGCAAGGCUCAUUGAAAAAGUAAAG
Kickxella alabastrina is the source of this 546-nucleotide messenger RNA. Its product is annotated as XAP5 protein. Bases 29 to 544 code for a protein of 171 amino acids. The record is from RefSeq and is a predicted model, not a curated record. Gene Ontology annotation, biological process: chromatin organization. Gene Ontology annotation, cellular component: nucleus. NCBI's taxonomy places the organism in Eukaryota, Fungi, Kickxellomycota, Kickxellomycetes, Kickxellales, Kickxellaceae. The transcript is spliced from 2 exons.